AUGAAGCUUUUUUUUUUUUUUUUCAAUAUAUUAGUCUUUUUAUACCGUAUUAAUGCGCAAUUAAGUGAGGUUUAUGAUGAAAAUCAGAAAAGUACACAAUUUCAUUUUGCUUUAUGGACGGUGUUAGUUCUUAUUUCUGCAUUUAUUUUGGGAACUUAUGCAACUUUUCAAAUUGCAUAUACAAAAGAUUCUUUGCUAUAUUCAAAAAUUAACACAUCAAAUAAUGGAAAGUGA
Molecule: messenger RNA, 234 nt
Organism: Plasmodium gallinaceum
Lineage: Eukaryota; Apicomplexa; Aconoidasida; Haemosporida; Plasmodiidae
Product: conserved Plasmodium protein, unknown function
Exons: 4
Coding region: 1-234 (77 amino acids)
Source: RefSeq, a predicted model, not a curated record